Sphenostylis stenocarpa is the source of this 207-nucleotide messenger RNA. NCBI's taxonomy places the organism in Eukaryota, Viridiplantae, Streptophyta, Magnoliopsida, Fabales, Fabaceae. The record is from the annotation of a GenBank genome assembly.
AUGACGACAUCAAGGCGCUUUGCGGACAGGAAGGUGGAGAAGUUUGAGAAGAAUAUUACCAAAAGAGGAUUUGUGCCAGACACAACCUCUAAAAAGGGAAAAGACUACCCUGUUGGCCCACUGCUGCUGGGUUUCUUCGUCUUUGUUGUCAUUGGAUCAUCUCUCUUUCAGAUUAUCAGGACAGCAACAAGUGGAGGCAUGGCUUAA